UUCACGAAUAUGCCUUUGGCAUUACCUUACUGAAGAUCCGUGAAUCUUGCGGUCAGGAUAUAUAAAGCGGAAGGCUUGCUUGAUUCUCAAGUCAGUGCAGUGAGAAGCUCGUACGAGACAAUCGCUAGUUAUCCAAUUCGACAUGAACCGUCUGAUUAUCGCUUUGUUCGCUUUGGCGACCGUCGCUGUGGCUGCCCCGUUGGAUGGAACCACGCCAGUUCCAAUUCUACGCCAGAGUAUAGAUGGUCCCAAUCCUGAUGGUUCUUAUAGCUGGCUCUACGAGACCGGAAAUGGCAUCCAAGCGCAAGAAGACGGAUACCUGAAGAAUCCAGGAACUGAAAACGAAGGAAUCUCAGCUCAGGGUUCUUACAGCUAUACCGAUCCCGAAGGAAAUCAAAUCCAGUUGACUUAUAUCGCUGACGAAAACGGCUUCCAGCCUCAGGGUGCUCAUCUUCCAACUCCCCCUCCAAUCCCUGAGGAGAUCCUUAAGGCACUGGAGUACAUCCGAGCUCAUCCCGAAGAAAAUGAUAUUGACGCGCCUAAACAGUAAUAAUACAAUUUGACCGGAUUUAUCGAUAACAAUUGAUAUCCGAUACGAUAGACUCUAAUUUUGGAUGCCAAGUGAUUUGAAAGAGAAAUUUGAUAAUGAGGGAUUUUUUAUUUUGAUUUUAAUAUGCAAAUUGAACAAAGAUUUUUUUAUUGACAAUAUGUAUUGAGCGGAGUCUAUCGUAUCGGUAUAUUGACGAUAUUCCGAUGACUGGCCAAUCGUAACACGUAACCCACGGAAAAGUCACGGCACGAGGAGUACGCACUUCUUCCAAGGUCGAAAUAUAGGUUUAUCUUUUCGACCUUUCGAAGAACUCGAUGUCGCCAUCAAAUAUGGCCGUUUUUUCCCGAAACAAAAUACUCGUUGUAACUACAUGUACUAUUUUCUAUGCAGAAAUAUAAUGUAAAUAAAUUAUUGUCCACUGUA
Messenger RNA from Cephus cinctus (wheat stem sawfly), 973 nucleotides. RefSeq names its product endocuticle structural glycoprotein SgAbd-8. Gene Ontology annotation, molecular function: structural constituent of chitin-based larval cuticle. NCBI's taxonomy places the organism in Eukaryota, Metazoa, Arthropoda, Insecta, Hymenoptera, Cephidae. Gene Ontology annotation, cellular component: chitin-based extracellular matrix. The record is from RefSeq and is a predicted model, not a curated record. The transcript has 2 exons. Bases 143 to 550 code for a protein of 135 amino acids.